AUGUAUGAUCAGUUGUACGAGGAGAUAAGCAACGGCAUGCCCCAUGAUAUGAUUCUAGCACAACGGGCUGUCAUGUGGGUUUUGGCCGCACGGGAACCCCUUCCACGAGAAGACCUCCCCGAGGCCAUCCGUAUCAAUCCCGACCUUGAUAGUGCGGAGAUGUGUACCGUGAUCACCGAAGACGCAUUGCUUUCAUUGUGCCGCAAUCUGCUCGUCAUUGAUUCAGAACAAAACGUGUGGCGAGUGUCGCACCUGUCCGUCGCAGAAUACUUCAAAUCCCGUCACGGCUGGACUGAUGGCGUGAUCAAUACGAUGGUAAGCAAAGCUUGUCUGCUAUUCCUGUUGAGUGAGACGCAUUAUCUCGAAGACCCCCAAUUUCGUGAGAGCUCUGCCAUCAAGCGUCGCCGUCGGAAACCCAAUAGAACCAAAUACAAGCGACCGCUCCUAUACUAUGUCACUUAUCGUUGA
Messenger RNA from Aspergillus melleus, 468 nucleotides. RefSeq lists its product as uncharacterized. The coding region runs from base 1 to 468 and encodes 155 amino acids. Lineage: Eukaryota; Fungi; Ascomycota; Eurotiomycetes; Eurotiales; Aspergillaceae. The record is from RefSeq and is a predicted model, not a curated record. The transcript has a single exon.